Messenger RNA from Anneissia japonica, 3002 nucleotides. RefSeq names its product tripartite motif-containing protein 2-like. NCBI's taxonomy places the organism in Eukaryota, Metazoa, Echinodermata, Crinoidea, Comatulida, Comatulidae. Gene Ontology annotation, molecular function: protein binding; zinc ion binding. The coding region runs from base 66 to 2462 and encodes 798 amino acids. The transcript has 2 exons. The record is from RefSeq and is a predicted model, not a curated record.
AUAGUAGGAAGGGCAAGACGUAAUGUUCAUUGACUUUGAAUGAGACAGGAAAUUCCUAUUUGACGAUGAAUACCGGUACAGAAGAUGUCAAAAAUGCUUUGGAAUGUUCAAUUUGUUUUAGGAGACUACAAGAGCCGAAGUCACUAAGCUGCCUUCAUACAUUCUGCUUGAUUUGCCUUCAAAAUUUGAUGGAAAAACAAGGAAAGUUAGUGUGCCCAACAUGCAGACAAUCACAGAUGAUUCCCGAGGGCGGGUUACAAAAGCUUCUUCCAAACAUAUAUGUCAAAAAUAUGUUGGAGUGUUUGGAGAAACUAGAGAAUGCAGGAAACACUGUGUGUUGUUGCAGCCAAACCAAAGCAGCUUUUUUUUGCCAACAAUGCAUAAUUUUCUUAUGCUCCGUUUGUAUUAAGCAACAUAAGAUUUUACCAACACUUGUUAGCCACACUUUACAUUCCAUAGAGGACAUCAAGACGAUGACAUUGCAGCAGUUUUCAUCUCUCCACCCAGCAUUAUGCCCUGAACACAAAGAUGCUCUGAAGUAUUAUUGUACGAAAUGUAAGACCGCGUUUUGCAUUCACUGCACCAAAAAUAAAGAUGGCAGUCAUCAUUAUAUUGAUAUAUCUUACGCAUUCGAUAUAUUCAAACAAAAAGCUAUUAAUACUGAACCGACAGUUGAAAACUUCAAAAGUAAAAUAAAGUUGGGCCAGAAAACCAUCAAACUUUGUCUCGAGACCUUAGCUAAAAAUAAGGAUACGUGUGAUCAGGAAAUUGACGGACUGGUAAAGGAAGCUAUAGAUAUUGUUAGAAAACACGGCAUAGCAUUGAAACAGGACGUUGAUGUUAUUUUUCAGCAAAAGAAACGCACAAUUGAAAGUCAGGAUGGGGAACUGACUACACUUCUAAAAAAAGUAACACGAACACAAAUUUUUAUUUCACAGUUAAUGAACAGCGAUGCAGCUACAGCCGUGGAAUCAUGCGAUAAAGCAUUUGCAACAAUGAGGAAACAAAUCGAAAACCUACCAGAAGUGAAACAAGGUAAUAAUGACGUAUUUUUUUGUAAAGAAAGGACACAACUUCUUGCCUUGAGAGAAAAGGGAAUCGGUGUCAUACACAUUAACGGCGUCCCAUUCCGGAUGAGAAACAGAAUAAGCGAUGAAGCAACAGUGAAAUCCUGCGAUAAAGCGGUUGUUGCGAUAUUAGAUGAUAAUGAUGUUGGUGGUGAUGAUGGUGAUGAGGAUUAUGAUGAUGGUGAUGCUACUGACAAUGGUGAUGAGGAUAAUGAUGAUUAUGAUUAUGAUAGUGAUGAUCAUGAUGAUAAUGCGAACCCCUUUGUCACCGUCAGAAAGAAAGCAAAAGUAAGAACGAACGGCGUCGCUUCUGGGUUGGAAGACAGUUAUCAAAUCGCGUCAAGUGACCCAGUCAUUGUUACUCAGGGGCAGAUAUGUAAAGUAAAAAUUAUUCACAACAGUUGUGUGAUGGAUUCCACGCCACUUAAAGCCAUUCUUAAACAUUCCACUGGAGCCAUGUUUGAUAUCGCGGUUCAAAAGAUAAAUGGUAACAGUUACAUUGUCAAGUACUAUAGUAAAAUUGUUGGUAUAGCAUAUGUUUGUGUUUAUGUCCAGGAAAAGGAGAUACGGGGAUCACCCAUUCGUAUAAAUGUAGUUUCAGGAAGAUUAGAUAUAACUGGUGGAUGUCCAGAUAUGAAGCCGUAUAUAUGGCAUCAGGAAACAAGGGUAAUGGAUAUUGUGAUUGAUAAUUACAUAUUAGUCGCUGGCUGCAGCAAUGAAGUUGUCCGGUUUCAAUUAUGUGGGAAAUAUGUAGAUAGAAUAUUUCUGCCUAAAGGUACUAAAGUAAAUAGAAUGUAUUAUAUUAAACAAAGUGGUGGCUUGCUGAUAAGUGAUGGGGGAAAGACGCGCAUUGUAGUACAUUCCACUUCCAAUGGGAAUGAUGUCCUAAAAUGGAAUGGGUUACUAGAACCAUACGGAAUAACAAUGGACGAGUCAAAACAGAGUAAACCUAUGUAUGUUUCAGACAUAAAAGCGCAUUGCAUAUUCAUCUACCAUUUGAAUAGUGGUGGGCUAGUCAGAAGAGUUGGUAAUCAAGGCAGCCAUUCCUUGUAUCAGAUGGAGAGGCCUCAUGAUGUUAUAGUUACCAAAGGAGGGAACAUAUUAGUGGCCGAUUAUGGUAACAGUAGAUUGCUAUUAUUAACAAGUGAUGGAACGCCUUUGAAACAACCUCUGAAAGGAAAAAUAUACCACCCCCGUGCAAUCAUAGCUGACAAAGACGGAAACAUAAUCGUUGCAAAUAAAUCAGAGCUGAAGAUUUUCGACAUUGAAGAACAUUUAAUCAAGGAAAUAAGUGGAUCAGGUGCAUUAGAAGGGUUAACCAUGUGGUCAUAUAUCUCAAGAAGCGCUGCAGUUGCAGACUCUGAAAACAGCAAAAUUAAAGUAUUCAAUUACUAAUUGCAGUUUAGAUUCAAGUUUGUUUGUCAUAUGCUGUCAAAACAAGAAAACUCACCUGAUGAAGCCCCGUUGACUGGGGUGAAAGCUUGUAUUGUUAGUAAAAAAAAGUGCUACUCAUUUUUUCGGCUGCCAAAACAAUAUCUAUCAUAUUCUGCAAAAGCAAUAUUUAAAAAUACUGUAUAUACAUUCAAAACACAUUUUUGUUAUAUUUAUUUAUAUAAGUGAUAGACAAAAUAAAGUAUUAAAUAAUUUUUUUUUAAUGAAUUGAAUUGAAUAAGUUCAUGCAUAAAAGCUCAAAUCUGGGUGUAAUUCCCACGAAAGUUAAUAAAAUACCUGUCUAAGUAUAUUUUGGUAAUAAUUGACAAUGUGGCCUUAAUGAAAAAGAAUAUAUUUUUUAGAUAUUAUCAAAAAUUGUGUUGAAAGAGUUAUAGUCAGCUAUUGUGAACUGACCCUAUUAAGUGUAAUUAAUUUUUAUAUUUUUGAGGUCUGAUGACAAAAAAUUAACAAAAAGACAAAGAAUAAAGGUGGAUAGAAUCCCCU